GUCUCGACUGUUCGAGCUUCUCUUCCAACCAACCUCUGUGCGUGCUUCCUCCAGAGGAGCAGGUUGCCCCUAAGGGCAGCCUGGCCUCUCACUUCUCUGCCUGUCCCCGAGGGACGUCGCCCACAUGGCUACCUCUGUGAACUUUAAAACCUAUGUGGAUCAAGCUUGCAGAGCUGCUGAAGAAUUUGCAAAUAUUUACUAUGAAACCAUGGAUAAAAGGAGACGGCUUGAUCCUCUAUAUGUUUACUCAAAAAUAUGUUCAGUGGGAGGUUUACUCUGUGGGAAUGUCUGUAAAGGACUGCAUCCAAAGGCUACAAUCCCAUACCACUUGCCUGUGUUGACCAAACUCUACCUGGACAAAGCGACCCUGGUUUGGAACGGGAAUGCAGUAUCUGGGCAAGCAGCACUUGCAGAAUUCUUUGAAAUGUUGCCUUCAAGUGAUUUUCAAGUUACCACAUUUGAUUGCCAGCCUGUUCAUGAGCAAGCCACUCAGAACCAUAACACCAUCCUUGUUGUGACAUGUGGGUCUGUCAAAUUUGAUGGGAGCAAGCAGCAGUACUUCAAUCAGAACUUCUUGCUAACAGCACAAACCACAAACAACAACACAGUGUGGAAGAUUGCGAGUGACUGCUUCCGCUUCCAGGACUGCCCUAAUUAGCGGGGAGCAGCAGUUGGCUACACUUCCUCUGGACAAGAUAAUUGGCAUUCAGGAUGGUCGUACUCUGGAUGUGAGAAAGUACCUCCUCUUUGAAAGAAACUUCCUCUUGCCAGGAAUUACCAACUUCAGAACAGCAAAAAUCAAACUUACUUAUUUAAGAAUGCUGUCUGUGGCUUCAGUAUCAACAUAGGAAUAUCAAUAUAGGAAAAAUAUAGGAAAACUGUUAUGGUUUAUUUGCAUUGUUGACUCAUUCAUACACAUUGUAUACAAGCACUAUCUGUCACAAGUUGCAUUUGUUUUGGUGAGAAAUUAAAUAGCUGUAACAGCAAGGUGAGGAUGCAGUUCCUGACUAACUUGAAGUCUUCCCUAGAAUCUGAAAAUGUUGGUGCAAAUAAGUACA
Molecule: messenger RNA, 1058 nt
Organism: Lacerta agilis (Sand lizard)
Lineage: Eukaryota; Metazoa; Chordata; Lepidosauria; Squamata; Lacertidae
Gene: NXT2
Product: nuclear transport factor 2 like export factor 2
Exons: 5
Coding region: 125-658 (177 amino acids)
Biological process (GO): protein import into nucleus
Cellular component (GO): nuclear pore central transport channel
Source: RefSeq, a predicted model, not a curated record